AAUAGAACAGAAAAAACCCUCGACACAGACAGAUCCAAGAGAGAGAGACAGAGAGGAGUGAGAAGAGGAGAGAUAUGGCAGAUGAAGGUAAGGAGGAGCAGGGAAUGGAUCAGGUGGAGGAGGAUUUCUCUAUAUGGAAGAAGAACACGCCAUUCCUCUACGAUCUCAUGAUCUCCAACCCUCUCGAAUGGCCCUCUCUCACCGUCCAUUGGGUCCCAUCAGCGCUGACUCCUUACGCUGCAGACCCAUACUUCAACGUUCACAAGCUCAUACUCGGAACCCACACUUCCGGUGGUGCCCAAGACUUCCUCAUGAUCGCCGACGCCGUUAUCCCAACUCCCGACGCCGAACCUGGCUUAGGCGGCACAAAUCAAGAUCCCAUAGUCCCUAAGGUGGAGAUUAGGCAGAAGAUACGUGUUGAUGGAGAAGUGAACAGAGCGCGGUGUAUGCCGCAAAGGACGACGCUUGUGGGUGCAAAGACAAGUGGGUGUGAAGUAUUUCUGUUUGAUUACACCAAGCACGCUUCGAAGCCUCAGACAAGUGAUUGUGAUCCUGAUCUGAGGCUUUUGGGACAUGACAAGGAAGGGUAUGGGUUGUCUUGGAGUCCUUUUAAAGAAGGUUAUCUCCUGAGUGGUUCACAGGAUCAGAAGAUUUGCCUUUGGGAUGUUUCUGCUACACCGCAAGAUAAGAAAUUGAAUGCAAUGUUUGUGUAUGAGGGACAUGAAUGUGCUGUGGAAGAUGUUUCGUGGCAUAUGAAGAAUGAGAACCUUUUUGGGUCUGCGGGUGAUGAUGGUAGAUUGGUGAUAUGGGACACACGGACAAACAAAAUGCAACACCAUGUGAAAGUUCACGAGAAAGAGGUGAACUAUCUGUCUUUCAAUCCGUUUAACGAAUGGGUUUUAGCCACAGCUUCCUCAGACUCAACUGUUGCCUUGUUUGACCUCCGGAAGCUGAAUGUACCUUUGCACGUCAUGAGCAGCCAUGAGGGAGAGGUUUUCCAAGUGGAGUGGGAUCCUAACCACGAAACAGUGCUUGCAUCUUCCGGUGAAGACAGAAGGCUGAUGGUCUGGGAUCUUAAUAGGGUUGGAGAAGAACAGCUUGAGAUAGAGUUGGAUGCAGAAGAUGGUCCACCAGAGUUGCUCUUCUCUCACGGAGGCCACAAGGCUAAGAUCUCUGAUUUUGCUUGGAACAAAAACGAGCCUUGGGUCAUUGCAAGUGUAGCAGAAGACAACAGUCUUCAGGUGUGGCAAAUGGCGGAAAGCAUCUAUAGAGAUGAAGAUGAAGCUGACAACGACUAGGAGAUCAAACAAGAUACUACACAACAGUCAUGAAAAUCAAGAAAUGAAUUGGUCUCUCCGUUACUUUAAGCUAUAUAUCCUGCUUUAGCCAGUUUCUACAAGACGAGCUUUGUGUUAUGAAUCAUUUCUGUUAGUUAAUGUAGUCAUGUUUGGAUCUUGGUAGUUUACUUAUAACUGUUGCAAAAUAAAAUUAUGGGGUUGAAGUUAGACUUUAGA
Messenger RNA from Brassica oleracea var. oleracea, 1514 nucleotides. Its product is annotated as WD-40 repeat-containing protein MSI2-like. Bases 75 to 1298 code for a protein of 407 amino acids. Gene Ontology annotation, cellular component: nucleus. The transcript is spliced from 6 exons. Gene Ontology annotation, molecular function: histone binding. NCBI's taxonomy places the organism in Eukaryota, Viridiplantae, Streptophyta, Magnoliopsida, Brassicales, Brassicaceae. Gene Ontology annotation, biological process: regulation of gene expression. The record is from RefSeq and is a predicted model, not a curated record.